UCCAUAGUUGUACUUAUUUUUCGCGCGUGAUUUGCUUACUUUACUUAUUGCUGUUAACUUCUUAAAAGCAUUAGCAAAAACAGACACCGAUGUAGACACUGCUACUUCAUAUCCACACAGCAGCACGUCGGUUAACUAACUUCACUAAACUAACCAACCUAUAGCAGGGUCAACGAUAUCUAUAGUCAUGUCUCUUAGCGCCGUUCACGGGACACUGUCCAGCCUGAGGUUGUGUCAGGCAGACAUCGGGACGGGAAUGGAUAUAGUGACAGAUGUGGCUAUGGACCUGGCGGAAGCGCAGGAUAAAGAUGUGAACCCUGGCAUCAAAGAGAUGGAGGCUAUGAUUGUGGAGUGUGCCAAGCUGGACAGAGAGAUCAACUACUUUGUUGACGUUGUGCAACAAGUCACAGGAGAGGUUACUACACAGCAGCCAGAGGCCAUGUUCAGUCUCUCUGCAAGAGUGAAGGAGCAGUUCACAGAGAAAAUAUCCAGAAUCUCUGACGCUGAGCUGCAGAAUCACCAGAAAGUAGUGGCCUUCAAGGACACCAUCAAUAACUCUCUCAACCAAGCUAACCAAGAUCCAGCAGAGAACAUGGAGGAGCUCGAUGAGGACAUUGCUGUUACACAGAGCCAAGUCAACUUCACCUGUCCACUAACACAGGUGGAAAUGGUGAACCCGGUGAGGAAUAAGAAGUGUAACCACCACUAUGAUGAAGGAGCCAUACAAAACCUGAUCAAAACAAAACACAGCCAGAAAAAGAAGUGCCGCUGUCCUGUGGUAGGCUGUGGGAACACAGAUGUGAAAGAGUCAGACCUGAUUCCUGACCAGAUGCUGAGGAGAAAGAUCCAGGCCCAUAAGAGACAGGCCAACCGGACGUAAUAUAUAAUGUUUUUGUUGGCAGACUCAUUCCUCAUAAAACCGAUGCCUUGGUCAUUAUUUGUAUAUCAGCAAAGGAAUAUUGUUUUCAUCAGUGCUCGAAUUGUUAACCUAUGUUUGCUUUUUAUUUUUUUAUUUUAUGCGAUUUGUACCUCAGGAAAACUCUGGCAUCCAGUUAAAUUAGAAUUUAAAAAUGAUGAAUUGUUUGUGUUUCAGCUGGAGCAUUUUCUUUAACUCCAGUCUUGUUGGAAUGUAAAUAAAAGCUGCAGACCUUUUCAUAAAUUAAAACCACCCAAACCUGUACCUUCAA
This is a messenger RNA of Morone saxatilis (striped sea-bass), 1187 nucleotides long. It is a transcript of the gene nsmce2, whose product is annotated as NSE2 (MMS21) homolog, SMC5-SMC6 complex SUMO ligase. Gene Ontology annotation, cellular component: nucleus; Smc5-Smc6 complex. The coding region runs from base 188 to 880 and encodes 230 amino acids. Lineage: Eukaryota; Metazoa; Chordata; Actinopteri; Moronidae. Gene Ontology annotation, biological process: protein sumoylation; double-strand break repair via homologous recombination. Gene Ontology annotation, molecular function: SUMO ligase activity; zinc ion binding. The transcript is spliced from 7 exons. The record is from RefSeq and is a predicted model, not a curated record.